CUCCUCCUCGCGGGGGCUACGUGGCCAUGAGUGUGCUCAAGGGGAACUUGAAAACUUCGCUGCGUAUAUCCAGCGCAUUUUAGCGAGCGGACGCUACGUCGGAGGAGGGGUGGCCAGUCCAAAACGGUCCUCGAAGGAGCGGAUUCUCCACAGCAUUGAUUUCCGGACAACAUGGAUGAUUUGGAUGCUUUGUUGGCGGACCUUGAGACCACGACAUCCCACAUUUCAAAACGUCCACUUUUCUUGUCUGAUGAGACAGCCUAUGCUCUCCCUGUUGGGGGUGAGACACAGCAAGAUAUCUGCUUUUCACCCCAAGGCCCACCCAUUCCCUCUGAGAAAACCCUCAAUGGAUUACAGGACACAGACCCAAAUAUUCCUUCACUAGAUCGCAGCAGUCCACCUCAACCUGCCGGAGAAGAGGACCAUGUAUACAGUUUCCCUAAUAAGCAGAAGACCAGUGAAUCUUCACCUGGCAUGAACCAGUCCUUUGGCAGCAACCUGUCAGAGUUGGACCGCCUGUUGCUGGAACUCAACACUGUCCAGCAAAGCACCCCGGCCUUCCCAACUGAAGAAGAGGCAGCCCCACCUCUACCUGCCAGCAUUGUGGUCCACAGUAUUCAGGAGAAUGGAGUGUCCGUUUCAUCCCUGGUCUCACCACCUGUGUUGGAGAAGCCCAAACGCAGUGCUGCGGUGCGAGGAAUAGAAGACGUACGACCAAGUGUGGAGAGCCUUCUGGAUGAGCUGGAGAGCUCUGUGCCCUCGCCUAUUCCUACUUCCUUGGUGGUGUCUGAUGGGCAGCUUGAUGGACAAGAGGAAACACAAGCACAGCAACAAGCAAGAAUGUCUGCGUCCUCUGCCACACGAGAGCUAGAUGAACUGAUGGCCUCCUUGUCAGACUUCAAAGUCCAAAGCAAUAUCCAGUCACAGGGAAAGACGUCUCCCACUGGACCACCCAAGCCAGCAAAUAAACUGGACAACAUGCUGGGGAGCCUGCAAUCAGACCUGAACAGACUGGGGGUCCAAACUGUGGCGAAGGGUGUCUGUGGUGCCUGCAAGAAACCCAUUGUUGGACAGGUGGUGACUGCCAUGGGAAGAACGUGGCACCCUGAGCACUUUGUGUGCACACACUGCCAGGACGAGAUUGGCUCCAGGAACUUCUUUGAGCGUGAGGGACAACCUUACUGCGAGAAAGACUAUCACAGCCUCUUCUCACCACGAUGCCACUACUGUAAUGGACCCAUACUGGAUAAAGUGGUGACUGCUUUGGACAAGACUUGGCAUCCCGAGCACUUCUUCUGUGCCCAGUGUGGAGCCUUCUUUGGACCAGAAGGGUUUCAUGAAAAGGAUGGAAAGGCGUUCUGCAGGAAGGACUACUUUGACAUGUUUGCUCCGAAGUGUGGAGGCUGUGCACGGGCUAUUCUGGACAACUACAUCUCUGCACUCAACUCACUUUGGCACCCUGAAUGCUUUGUUUGCAGGGAAUGUUUCACGCCGUUCAUAAAUGGCAGCUUCUUCGACCACGAGGGUCAGCCGUAUUGUGAGGCGCACUACCACGAGCGGCGUGGCUCGCUGUGCUCAGGCUGCCAGAAGGCCAUCACGGGGCGCUGCAUCACAGCAAUGGGCAAGAAAUUUCACCCGGAACACUUUGUGUGCGCUUUCUGCCUCAAGCAGCUCAACAAGGGCACCUUUAAGGAGCAGAAUGACAAGCCAUACUGCCACGGUUGCUUUAUUAAACUCUUCAGCUAGACUGUACACCUUUCCUUGCUCUUCUAAAUGCACACAAUGGGUGUUUUUGUACCACAUGCAUGAGUCUGAGACAGGGUGGGUCACAUCAUUACAGAUUCAUGUUUGUGACUUUUGACACUGAAGUGAUUUUCUUGCCUAUCCAAUUUCUCAGGCUUUUGCUACAGGUGUUUUAUCAGCCCAAAGAGAUUUUUGUUUCGGGUUUUAAUCCUGUGUCAAGCAACAAAAUAAUACAAAUCUCCCCUUGUGUUUGUAUAAACACAAAUGCAUAUGAGGUUGUUUUCUUUUUUCUUUUUUGGGACAAUGUAACUCCAAUUUCCUGUACAAAAGGUUGGAUUACCUCAGUGCAGGACAAAAUUUAAGUCACAUUGUCCACCUGUGUCAAAAUAGUCUUUUGAAGAAGCAUGGCGCGUGGAGAGCAGUUAGGACACUUGUAUGGCCAAUUGGUUUUAACAAUCUGAACAAACCUCCAAACCAGUUAUCUUUGCACUCUCCAAACACAGAUCUCUUGAUGAGACUGUCAUAUGGUGAAUUUUACAAUUUGUCGCUUUUAUUUUUCUACUCUCCAAUUACAUCUAAGAAAAGGAUCAGAUGUUUAGUCGCUUCAGGUGCUUAGGUAGGUAGCUUACUCAAAGUGUAAUCUGUGUUUGUUGGCUAAUUACUGGUGGCUCUUAAAUUAGUAGUUUAAUGCCAGAGGGAAUAACCAUAUCAACCCUCAUUUUCUUUUUAUUCUGCCAUUCACUUAGAAAUAGGCACACUUACUGAUGUUAACUUUUGGGUGCCAUUUAAAAAAAAAAAAAAAAAAAGUUUAAAGAAAUGCAGAUAUUUCACAUCUGUAUUCAUGCACAAUUUAUAAAAUUACAAUUAUUGUCACUACAAAUAAUGCAUCUGUUCAGUUUUAAUUUUUACAAUUGUGAAUUUAUCACCAUUUAAUACAAAAAGACUGGUUUAUGCUGUCGUUUUAAAAGCACUAAAAAACAGCUGUCAAAAUCUGAAUCCACAGUAAAUCCAUGUAAUACUCUUGACCGUGUAACAGAACUGUGUUUUGUCACUGUUUAGAAGACAAUAUAUAUUUGUAAUUUGCAUUGCAAUGGAGAGAGCUGGCUCUACUGACAUGCAGGCUGAUGGUAGUCCAGCCUGUUCUCUGCCAUGUACAUACAAACACACCUUUACCAGCUGGUGGUUAAAAAAAAAACAGUGCGCAAUAUUUUUUUACCACAAAACUCAAAUCUAUGAUGUUGUUACAAGUGCCAAAUGGGUAGCAGGUUGUAGUGGGCUACAUGUAUUUAAUCACACCGUGUUUGACUAAGAUUCUCCGUGCACAUUGCUUAUUUUUCAUCACUGAGUGGGCAAAGUGUUUAAUAUACAUUUAUGGUUGUAAGGUGGAGGAUGCAAUGUGCCAAAUGUGACAAUGCAAUAAGGUCUUAUACACUGUGGUCUUUCCUGUGAUUUGAGCCUUUGUGGUCUGAAUUCAGGGAGACUUGUCUGCUGUGCUGUAGCUACUUUCUAAAUGUGCACAAGUACACUGUAGUAGAUGAGCAGAAGAAGAAAACAGGAAAGCCACUUGUUGAGCAUUGGAGCUGACAGUUACUGUACACAUCCUGCUGAUUUUGACUUUGCAUAUUGCACGUUCAGUUAGACUGCUUGCCUACAAAUAUUGACAGAAAUUGAUUUUUAUUCUCCAUGUAAUCUUAGUUACCUCUUCGUUUCUACCUGUCAAUGAAGAUGAACCUUCUACUUUUAGUGAAAUACGUUAUAGUAAAUUUUGUGAUCCUUAAGCAUUUUAUUUUUAAGAGUUUUGGCUUGCUUGGGUGCUAUGUAAACUUGUGAUGGGGCUGAUUACAGAUUAAUGAAUCCAACCAAUGCAAAUAAAAUAAGAUCUGGA
Phycodurus eques (leafy seadragon) is the source of this 3628-nucleotide messenger RNA. It is a transcript of the gene pxna, whose product is annotated as paxillin a. The transcript is spliced from 11 exons. Lineage: Eukaryota; Metazoa; Chordata; Actinopteri; Syngnathiformes; Syngnathidae. The record is from RefSeq and is a predicted model, not a curated record. Gene Ontology annotation, biological process: endothelial cell migration; substrate adhesion-dependent cell spreading; transforming growth factor beta receptor signaling pathway. Bases 172 to 1746 code for a protein of 524 amino acids.